AUUUUAUGAAAGCUAUGAAUAUUAUAUACAUAUUUGGUUUGAGUUUUACUCUUGUUUUUAAUUCCAAUGGAUUUGACAUCAAAUCAAUUGGUGACAGAAUUUCAGAGCUGACAAGUGAGUUAGGAAUAAGUGAUUUGGGAAACGAUGAGAAGGAGAGAGUGGUAUCCGAAGUGUGUUCCCAGAAAUGUACGAAAGAGAUACAGGAGCUGAAGAAGAAUAUGACCGAACUUUAUACGGCUUUUCUGGUUCUUCACGCCGAGUUCGCCCACAUUAACCAACACAUGAUAUUCCACGAGAAAGCUCUGAAACAUAUCGCUCUUAUGGACCAUAAACCC
Molecule: messenger RNA, 335 nt
Organism: Oppiella nova
Lineage: Eukaryota; Metazoa; Arthropoda; Arachnida; Sarcoptiformes; Oppiidae
Source: the annotation of a GenBank genome assembly